GUCAUUGCCAGCCAAUAUCGAAACCUCGAGGAAAACCUCGAGCUUUCUUCAUUCUUCGCUGCGUGGUUGUGUCUUCGUUCUUGCAGUGCUCAAGAGGAACAGGCGGUCCAUCCGCAAAACAGAGCUAGCGCCACACGUUAUGUGGCAAACGCUUUCCAAGGAAACUUCUCCGGAAUGGUCCACUGUAAUUCCGGAGCCAAGUGACGUUCCUCUAGGCGUUUCGGUACCCGUCGAAGUCACAUACUACAGCAGCCCCAUCCGCAUCUUCCUCAAGUACAAUUUCGCUAGCGAACACGCAGAAAAUGUGGUAUGUAAUGCGUCUCAUCUCUACUCUGCACACGUCGGGAUGUUCUGCGUGGUCUACUGCGAAACACCCGAAGGUUUCCACCGAGCGCAGAUCACUGAUAUUCAUUCAGAUCAAAAUGGGAUACAGAUUGCAGCUGAAGUAUUCUACGUCGAUCGAGGUGACGUAGACAUAGUCGGUCUCGACGCUGUACUUCCCAUCGACGAACGCAUCGCUGCUCAAGCAAAUUUGACAGUGCCCUGCUGCAUAAGGACAGUGCGCCCCACUCAACUGAGUUCUCGACAGGACCUCCACGAACUGACGUCGUACGGUACUGGCUUGUAUGAAGCCAUCUUUCAUGGCGUUUCCGAAGCAGGUGUUUACGAUAUUGACCUCUUCAUGAUAGAUACAAAUGUUGGGAAACCAGUGGAACGAAGAAAUGUUGCCGAUAUGCUGGUACAGCGUGGCUUCGCGACGUACCUCCUGUAUCCCAUUAAGACUAUUCGACCUCGUGUCAUACAUGACCAGACUAGUGAGCUCUCGGAUCCAGUUUCGCAGGAGGCAGAGCAGCCAGUUCAUGAUGUAGUCUGGCAGUUACCAUCACCUGUAGUGCCUGGUACAGGUUUGAUUGACGUAAAUAUCAUGCACAUCCUUACACCAGACCACUGGUAUGCUCAACUUGCAGCGUCGGAAAUGCAAAUGAAGUCUAUUCAGAGGUUACUGUCACCAGUACGAAUGAACGGAGCAUGUAAACUGAAAGAGUACCAUAAGGGGACUUUCUGCAUCUAUAAAGAAACACCCUCAGCAGAGGGAUUCAGGGCGCGGAUAGAAGCAAAUGAGGAACAGGGCAUACAUCUCUCGCUGAUCGACUACGGUGAAGAAGUAAGCACAAACUCUGCAUGUCUCUAUGCCAUGGACAGAGAACUGUCAGCGUAUCCUCCUCUUGCACUUCGAUUCCAGCUACAUAACAUCCGCCCUUGGGGUGUAUGGACGGAGGCCGCAGCUUUUAAGUUCAAGCGCUUGCUGAAAAUGAACGGAGCAGCUCCCGUUUCUGUGCCGGCUCAAGUCGUAUCGGUCAGCGGAGGUCGCGAGGGCAAGAUCGUGACCGUCAACCUCGUUGACGAGGCCGUGGGAAAUCUUGGCGAAAUCUUGAUUCAAGAAGGGUACGCCAGGAAGCCGGCGAAAAACGAAAUAUGUCACGACAAGCUACGAUUCAGAACGCACGAUCCCAUGAAACAGGACUACGAGAGCUGUCUCAACAGCUACAAGAUAGACACCGACGACCCCGGCGUCGCCACAACGCAGUACGCCGUCCGCAACGAGGCUGGUGUCUGCAGGUACUUCAGUCGAAACGGGUCAUGCAGGUACGGCGACCGCUGCUCGUACAGGCACAUCUACGGUGACCGCAACACCGUGAUGCUGCGGGACUCUGAUCCCGUUCCCUGCGUCGAUACGUGCCGGGUCCCCAAGAUCGGAAGCUUCGUUCUGGGACAGGUGUCCGCUUUCGCUAGCCCCAGUCUGUUCUACCUCGUCUUUCCUUACGGCACCAGGGACAUCAGCAGGCUUCCUACCAGACACGGUGGCGAGAAGGAAACUCUGCAUUCCUUAACCGCAGAGAUGCAGCGCGAGUACAGCCGGCGCACGUUCGACGACAACACGUUGAGCCGUAGGGCCUGCGGUGAAGUGGUCGCAGCUUACAGCAGGCGCCAGGAGCAGUGGCAGCGUGCCCACGUGAUCUCGACGAACCACAACACGGUUCGUGUCACAUACCCAGAUUUCGGGGACACCGAGUGGGUGCCGACCAACCUCGUACGAGACCUGAAAGCCCAGUUUAUGCAUCUUCCCUUCCAAGCGGUUCAGGCGUGCAUGGCCGAUGUCCAGCCCAGAGGGCACAAACGGGGGGCCGUGUGGGACCGCGACUGUAUUACCGUUGUGGAACGGUGGACAAGUGGAAAAGUGCUUCUGGUGGAAGUGGUCGACCACGUUUACGAUGUGCUGCAUGUCAAGUUGUUCACGUACGAGGAUAACCGCGUGGAAUCGUUGGGCGGCAGACUGGGAGACGCUGCGCUUGCGGAGUUCCACAGUAAAAAGCCCUGUGCAGCGCCGGGUGGGAUGUGCAAUAUACCACUGUGACAUAAACUAGAGCUCAGUUCCAAAUAAUCCGAUGAACUUUCAAAAUCAAUCCGGUGUUUCGCAUCAUCACUUCCUAUAGCAUUGUGGUAAAUCUCUCGGAAUACUUUUAUCUGCCAUUUUAUUUGUCUCCGCAUGCGAUGUACAAUACAUUAGGAGCAGCACCGCAAGUAUCGCUAAAAAUGAUUGCCCGUGAAUUGUCAUGCUUUGUUAUUUUACCUGUUCUGUAGCGUUGAUUUAUUUUUGUGCUUGUGCUGUUGGUGCUGUGACAAAAUGUUUAUAGACUCAAACUCACGAUGUGCCUUAACAACCUUGAGUGUUCUGCAGAAUACAUUUUGUAGCUGAUGGGCUGUAGGCAUAUUUUCACACUAAGGGCAUUAUCGUUCUGCUUGAUUGUGUUUUAUAAUUGAAACUCGUGAUGUUGAUCAUAUUUAUGCUUCGGUCAUCCAGGAUAAUGUCAUAAAUAAAUUUGGCUGCACCAAUCGCAUAGUACCGUAUAAGUAGCAAUUUUAGCGAGGACUUUCGUAAAUUUUGCAAAAGCUGUUUUUCUGUGAAAUUAAGGCCCUGCGAAAUAUUCUCCAAACGUGCCUCCAUGCGAAUUCGCGAAUUAUUGAGACCGCGAAAUUAAUCACUUAUACAGUAUAUAAAAUAUACAAAUAAAAUAGUCUAUAGGAGAUAUGGCAACAGUGUACUAGCACCUUUGUCUUACCAGUAAAUGACAUAACGGCAGGUACCUUUUGUCAUGCCCUAUAUUAUGGUGUUUUGCACUACAGGAUUAUUGAAUUUUAGCAAGCUCGUCAGCUCAACCCGGAUAUCCAAGUCGUUACACAGCAGCCGUGCUACUGCUCGGAAAGCAAGAGGUGGGCACGGAUAGGGUGAUCACUUGAUCGCAUUCCUGUCAUUUCUAGUCUUAACCAACAUUAACGCUUCCCAAGCUCUUCGGCCCUGCGACCUAUUAAAAGCUCAAAAUGUAGUUUCACUUCCCCCAACCCCGAUGCCACAAGGUUUUUUAGUUCAGUGCACGGAAUGUAAUACACAAAGAUAUAUCUCACACUUGACGCUUAAAUUUUCUUUGACGCUCCUGUCAUAGUGGGCUAGACUAGAAACCAUCGCAAAAAUAACAAUAAAAACAUUAUGCCAGCAAGAAUGAGGAAUGACUGUUCCUAAUGACUAAAGUGAGCUUGUGAAAACGAGGGCACAGUAACUCUCAGUUCCGACUCUCUGUCAAGCUGCAACUUGUGCUUUGAUUUCAUCGACGUCACCCCAGUAAGGCAAGUUCGCACGAGUAUGUCGUAACAAAGGGAAGAAGGGUCCUCACGCCGUUAGUAUUUAAGAGGGUGUACUUCCCUACAAACCCUGUCCAAAAUUCGCGAAGUGACUUCAGCGGAAACUGUAGCUGUCCCCUUUUCGAGUUCCCGAGCUGCUCCGCGACCCCCUGCUGAACCCAUCGCGACCCACAGUUUCGGAAGCGCUGCUCUACAUCAUCUUGCACUCAUCAGGAAAAGCUGCUAGUGACUGUGUAGAAGAAAAAAGUCGAAAGAUGCAGACAUGUACAAGAAAUUACGAAGAGGAACCUAUCUGUUCUUUUUUUUCUAACCGCUUAUGAAAAUGUGGCUGGCAAAUAUUUGCAGUUUUUGCAUAGUCGUCGAUGUGUACAACCUUGCCCAUUGCAGAAACCUGGUGAGAAUGGACAGUGAUAAGGUGAAGGGAAAGGCAAGGAGGAAGGAGAACUGCUGUUGAAAUUUUAUCCUGAUAAUGAUUGGUUAGGGUUUAUUCAGGUUUUGUGGCUUCCAUCUACUUUUAUUACUUUUCCUGCCUUUCCAGUGUCUGAGUAAUCAUUCUUUGUGUGAGAGAGAUGCUGCUUCAUACAUAUAAAAUUUUGUGUGUUGCAAGCGUUUCUUUUUUUUUUUCUUUUUUUUUGUCAAGCAUUUUUAUGUACCUUCAAGGAGGGGCAGAUGCAGGAUUUUACUCAUUGGAGUGGGGGGUUCUGCUUUGGACAGCAUGCUACUACACCACCUAAGGUUAAUUGAAACUUUGAGGUGGGGGGCAGGACGUCACCCCCACCCCAGAUCCGCUCCUACCUCCGAGCGCUGUCCCUGAAUGCUUUUGAAUGUUGCAUAUCACUGCUUCAAUAGCUGGAAUGUGACUAUGAUCCUGUCCUCUUUUCAUGUCCUUUUUUCCCUGUUUCAUUUCCUUGUUCGUCUCAUCCUCGUUAUCAUUGUUACUAAGGUGGUUCAAUAAAUGACCUUAAAACUUUA
Ornithodoros turicata is the source of this 4671-nucleotide messenger RNA. RefSeq names its product tudor domain-containing protein 1-like. Lineage: Eukaryota; Metazoa; Arthropoda; Arachnida; Ixodida; Argasidae. Gene Ontology annotation, molecular function: metal ion binding. The transcript has a single exon. The coding region runs from base 140 to 2416 and encodes 758 amino acids. The record is from RefSeq and is a predicted model, not a curated record.